GACACAUCCGCGACCACGUGGUACAGCAAGCGACCAAUGGGGUUGAGAUUCGUGGUGUUCCAGCGCUGGAACGCGGGGCACUGUGGUUGUUGUCACUGGCUGUGGAGUACUGGAGCGGUGGCGGUGCCCGUGGAGUCAGGACAAUCCCGGAAAAAUGGCGAGUGCACAGUCGGCCCUGACGCUCGCAGUGUGUAUCCUGAUGAUAACGGAGCUGAUACUCGCCAAACGGGACUACUACGACAUUCUGGGCGUGCCGAAAGACGCCACCGAGCGUCAGAUAAAGAAGGCCUUCCACCGGCUAGCCAUGAAGUACCACCCGGACCGGAACAAGAGCCCCGACGCAGAGGCCGAGUUCAGGGAGGUCGCCGAGGCGUACGAGACGCUGUCGGAUGAGAGGCGGAGGAGGGAGUACGACCGGUUCGGCCCCCAGGCGUCCCCGGGCGAGGGCUCGGAGUCCGGGGGCGGGCAGCGCUUCCACCAGCCCUUCAACUUCAACUUCGACGACAUCUUCAGAGACUUCGACGUCUUCGGGCAGCACCAGCAGGCCCGGCAGAAGAAGCACUUCGACAGCGCCUUCCAGGCCCACCAGGAGGCGCACAGCCGCCACAAGCGCGCCUUCCGGGGCUCGUUCGGCGGCGGACUGUUCGACGACGUGUUCGAGGACAUGGAGAAGAUGUUCACCUUCAACAGCCACUCCGCGCGGACUGAGAGCCGCUUCCAGGGCUCGGCUAAGCAGUGCCGGACUGUCACGCAGCGCCGCGGCAACAUGGUCACCACGUACACCGACUGCUCCAGCUCCUGAGGCCCGGCCCCGGCCCGGCCCGGGGGGGCGCGCGGAGGCCCUGUUCGCCGGAGCGUGUUCUGAGGGUUAGGGUUAGACGUGUGUGCUUCUACCAGGCCGAAAUGGCGGCAGUGACUUCCGAGUGCUGGUCUCUGAUGUAGGAGGCGGUACCAGGUCCUGGGUCCAGGGAGUCUGGGGGGAAAAGGUGACGGGAGACGGGAGAACAGGCUCACACUUCCUGCUGUAAAUGAUCCCGCCUCCUCGCUUUCUUGAUUGGUUCUAUCAGGCGCCCAAUCACGUCUAACGCUGCCCUCAGAACACGUUCCAGUAAAUAUGAGUCGUACGUGUGAGCGGAACACCUCAGCACUUGAAGACAUCCCAUUGGUCCCUGUGGCGGGGUGGGAGGGGCGGGCAUGUUUUAUCAAAAUAAUUUAAUUUCUGCUGUGACUGGAGUAAAGUUCUUUUUUUUUUUGGUUUUUGUUUUUUUGCUUGGGGUGGAAAACCAUUUUUAUUGGCAGUGAAGGCCAAUAAAGGCUUGGGUUCUUCUGUUGUCAAAUAAUUCCAAACACACAGAAAAAGGUUUGCCAAAUAUGCAAAAUUCAAAGUUCCAUUUCAUACAGUUGAACAGUUUAAAGCUAUUUUUGUUGUGAGCAAUAAUUCAAUGUUUUUUGCAUUUAUUGGCAUCUAAUUGACAUCCAUUUCCAAUUCCAAGGCAGUUAACAGACUGACUGAGGUUCUUCAUGAACAACAAUACCACAAAAAAGCAAGUUCAACUUUAAUUAUAUUGUGAAAAGGAGACACAAUAUAAUUACAAAACUUUAACCGUGUUUGCAAUGGUUUUAUUGAAGUAGUAAAAAAAUAGGAGGCUUUUGUUUUUUCUUUCUUGGCGCCACUGCACAAACUAAGGUGUGUUGAAACCCCUGCAGGUUAAAAUAAUAAUAAUUGUGAUUUAUCGCCUGUCGAUGGUGCUUAAUUGAAGGUGUUGGAGAAGACCACACUAUAUCAGUCAUCACAUUCAGGUUCCUGAUUUUCUCUGUUAUUCAUUUCAAAUAUGAGUUGAAUUUAAUGCUAAACAAUGCCGCAUACAACAUAGAGGAUUACGUAAGAUAUUGUGCGUCUGGAUCUUCCAUACCAGUUUAUUCUCAGGAAGGCAUGGGAAAAAGCAUACCUUUUAGAGCGCAGUGUCCCUGUUUUUCAUGUUGGAUCUUCUUGCUCUUCUCUCUGUAGUUCAUGUCUGAAGUGAACACCACCUCGUUAAUACACAUGAAUACUCCAUUUUGCCCAGAUGUUAUGUCGACUUUCUUGAAAGUACCAUCAGGGUGCUUGAAGGUAAUAACAUUGUUAUACAAGUGGCUUUCCAGGAUACAAUGGAAUGUUUUUUUCUUUUUUUUUUUCUUUUUUUUUUUUUAAAUACAGCUUUUAUAACUCCCUGUUCAUAUUUCGAGUACUUCAAGGGUGUGUGUGUGUGACUCAACAAUGGGGGAAAAAAACACAAUAUGUUACUUCCUGUUCGUGUAGUGUAGUCAUUUUCAGUAUCGCCCAGUUACUGAAUUUAAAAAAAUAAUGACAUGGAAAAGCUAAUGCUGCCUGUGGGUAUAAUUACCUCUGAAGAAAACUUGAGAGAAGCAAUAUUUGGAUCAGUAUCCAAUUUGUGAACUUUUUUUUCCCCCCACCUCCAUUGUCAAGACACUUUUUUAUGAGAAGGUUACAUCAGCAAAAUGAUAACUGUUGAAACAUGUUCUGGUUGAUGUUUUGGUUUUUUAAUGAUUGAAGACAAAAGAACAUGAGAAAUGUAAGCCCUACUGGAUGCAUUUAUGCUUAGGGAGUGGGGUGGGAAUGUAAGCUACUUGUUUUAGACUAAUAUCAAAAUGAUUUCUAGAAGGCUUGGACCUUUCCCCAUUGUAGUAGGGUAACUGAAUUGAAUCUUAUAUAGCUAAAGACAACCAUGUAAUCACCUGGGGCCAGUUUCACAGGCCGAUUAAGUUUAGUCUUGGACUAAAUUGAGUUGUUUGGAAAAUCUUCAUUCAACAUUGAAUUUAGUCUUGGACCCUGGCUUUCACUCCUGGUCCAGGAGAGCCACUGGGUGUGCUAGUUUUUAUUAGUUUGAACCUCAAUAUCGACACAACCAAUUCAGACCCAAGAAACCAGGUGAGGUGAGUUAACUGUGAUUAACUGCUUUAAUUGAUCAAUUAAGUACUCAGUAACAACGAAAACCAGCACACCCUGCGGCUCUCCAGGACCAGGAGUGAGGACCACUGGACUAGUACUAGGUUUAAUCAGUGUCUGUGAAACUGGCCCCUGAUGUUCUACCUUAAACACACCAACUGUUACCUCAUUUACUAUCCUUAGCUGUCUCUGUCCUCCCAUAUACGUGCAAUAUAUUGAGCCAGCUCUUCUCCUCUUUAAUUUCCAUACUGCUUGUGUUACCUGCUGGCCUCCUGUUGUGGACUUUAAAAUACAAGUAGAUUGUCUUGCACUUUCAUUAUUUUAAUCUUAUGAAUUAAAUGAAUGCACAUUUAACAACAAUGUUAAAGGUAUUAUUGUGCAUCUGUUUGGAAAAAUAAACAUUGAUGCCGCUA
This is a messenger RNA of Conger conger (European conger), 3360 nucleotides long. Its product is annotated as dnaJ homolog subfamily B member 9-like. Lineage: Eukaryota; Metazoa; Chordata; Actinopteri; Anguilliformes; Congridae. Bases 155 to 802 code for a protein of 215 amino acids. The transcript has 3 exons. Gene Ontology annotation, molecular function: protein-folding chaperone binding; misfolded protein binding. The record is from RefSeq and is a predicted model, not a curated record. Gene Ontology annotation, cellular component: endoplasmic reticulum.